This is a messenger RNA of Leptopilina boulardi, 1350 nucleotides long. RefSeq lists its product as uncharacterized. The record is from RefSeq and is a predicted model, not a curated record. Gene Ontology annotation, molecular function: nucleic acid binding. The transcript has a single exon. Gene Ontology annotation, biological process: DNA integration. NCBI's taxonomy places the organism in Eukaryota, Metazoa, Arthropoda, Insecta, Hymenoptera, Figitidae. Bases 1 to 1350 code for a protein of 449 amino acids.
AUGAUUUGCGUAAUAAAAAUUAUUCAACGCGGAACAUUCUCCAAUGAAAUAAAAACUUUAGAAACAAAGGGUCGAAUUGACGGGAAAUUAUCGACAUUAAAUCCCUUUUUAGAUUCUGACGGAAUCCUUAGAGUGGGAGGUAGACUCAGCAAAUCCAAUCUCACAUAUAAUCAAAAACAUCCAAUGUUAUUACCGAGAAACCAUAAUAUUACUGAAAAGAUUAUUCAUGAACAACAUUGGAAACUCAUGCAUGCUGGUACGCAAUCUACGAUUAACGCUCUCAGAAACAAUUUUUGGAUCAUCGACAUUAAAAACAAAGUCAAAGGCAUUAUCAAUAAAUGCGUUAUUUGUCGACGAGCUAAACCAAAAUUCCCUGUUUACGUAAUGGGUGAAUUACUGAAAAAUCGUGUUACCUUCGAAAGAGCCUUUAAACAUACUGGCCUUGAUUUUUGUGGUCCUUUUUUCAUUAAAGAAAAGAAACAUCGAAAUAGAGUGAAGGUAAAGGUCUAUGUUGCUAUUUUCGUGUGUCUUUCCUCAAAAGCUGUACAUAUUGAAAUUGUAAGUGAUCUCACCACCGAAGCCUUUUUAGCAUCUUUGAAACGAUUUUUUUCCAGACGAGGAUUAAGUUCAGAUCUUUACUCUGAUAAUGCUACAAAUUUUAAAGGUGCAAAACGCGAAAUCGAUGAAAUUUACGAUUUUUUAAACGAUAACGAAAAUAUCAAUGAAAUCACACGUGAACUUGUGAAUCAAGGCAGAAUAAAUUGGCAUUUUAUUCCGCCUCGAUCCCCACAUUUUGGUGGUCUAUGGGAGGCCGCUGUAAAAUUAUUUAAAUAUCACUUCACGCGUGUUAUCGGAGAAACGAUCUUAACUUACGAACAAUUGACAACCUUUGCAACAGAGAUAGAAGCCAUCCUAAACUCACGUCCAAUAACCUCUGUAUCCUCAGAUCCUAACGAUUUUAUUGCCUUAACUCCAGGUCAUUUCCUAAUAGGUGACUCAUUAACAAAUGUGCCUGAGCAUAAUUUGUUGGACUUGCAGUUCAAUAGGUUAUCUUCUUGGCAACAAGUCCAGCAAAUGAAACAGCACUUCUGGGAUCGAUGGAAUAAAGAGUAUUUGAAUGAGUUGACUGUUCGUAAAAGGUGGCACAAGGGUUUUAUGAAUGAAAUUAAAAUCGGAACACUUGUAACAAUUCGGGAUGAUAACUUACCUCCCAUGAAGUGGACUCUUGGUCGUAUAAUAAAUACUCAUCCGGGAGCCGAUGGCAUUAUUCGCGUCGUAACUGUAAAGACGUCAAGCGGCGAAUACAAACGUAGUAUUAAAAAUUUGUCACCCCUACCAAUCGAUGUGUAA